AUGCAUGGUAACUGUUGUUAAUGUAAACCAGCCAUAUUGGAUGUGCAAAUAAUUCAUGAAGCUUCAUCUUCUCAAUGUAUCUCCUGAAGGAAUGAGUUAGCUGGUUGUCUGAGGAUGAGUGACGCGGGAGGAAGCGAGAGGGAGGAGGAGGAGGUGUCGGAGUAUGUCCCCCCGAUAGCACCCCUUCCUCCCAAGGUCAUUAAACAGGAAGAGAGUCAGAUAGAAGUCUCAUCAAGCCCUGCUUUCCAGUGUUUGGAUGAGUUAUUUCAGCAAGGAAAGUUAACUGGGACAAAGGUUGCUCUACUGAAAUCUAAAUACACAGAACUGCAUGAGACACUUAAAAACUCCAGACUUAAUGAAACAACACUGCUCCGUCAAGCCAAGGACUACACAUCAGAUCUAGAGAAACAGAGAGCAGAGUUAGAGAAAGGGGAUAACUUCCCAGAGAGUUCCAACACAGAAGUCACCAAACUCCGUGAACAGUUUCUCAAGUACAACAAUGAUCUGGUGGAGACAGAAGAACGGCAGUAUCAGCUGGAGUACAAGCUGGAGAGUUUGACAGAAGAGAAGAAAAUAAUUGAAAGGGAGUAUGAACGGCUCCCUAAACAAGGGGAGAUCGAGAAAAAGAUCAAGCAGCUUCAAACUGCCUGUGAUGAAAUGAGGAAGGAGAUUGGACAGAGUCAGAAUGAGGCCAAGAACCUCCGUGAAGACCUCGAGACCAAUCAAAGACAGCUGGGCCUCGACAACAAGGAGUAUGAGGAGUUGACCGAGAAGUUGGAGAAGUUGAAGCUAGACUAUAUGAACAUAUCGGGCGACCUGGUUCAGAUAAAUACUGUCCCAGGCCAGAUUGCCAAGGAAGCUGACAAAAUUGCAAGACAGAAAAAUGAAAUGGACAACAAACUCCAAACUCUGGCAUCAGAGUAUGAUGAAUUAAAUGAGGCAUCCAAAAUCCUGGAAACAAAACGGAGGAAGUUGGAAGAUGAAAAAUUAGAAUUUGACUCGGAAUUAGAAGAACAGCGAUCCAUAUUGAACGAGCGAGAAAGAGAGCUUGAUUUAUUACAGAAAGAUUAUGAGCAUGCAAAGGAACGUGAAGCAAUGCUGCUGGGAGAUAGGGCAACACUUGACUUGAACUUGAGGCAUGUUCAUCUGGAGAAGAAAAAUCUUCAUGAUGUUCAUUCCCGCAAGAGUCGAGAAAAGGAUCGAGACCUCCGUAACCUCAAGAAGGCUGAAUUACAACUCCGCGUGGCCGAUGAAUCACUCAACCAUACAAAGUCUAUCCAUGAAAAGAUCAAGUCACAGGUUGAUGGACUCCCGCGAGACGAUGGCUCUCUGGUGAAGAAGAGGGGAGAUCUGCAGAAGGAGGUGGAACAAACCAAGAGAGCUCUUGCUCAGCAGAACUCCCUGACGGCGGUGGAGCAUGUGAAGCUUGAGGCAAGUGCAGCCGAUGAGCAGAACCUGUUGUUUGAGCAGAGUGAUCUGCGCAUUGAAGUCGUGGAGCUCACCAGACUCGCUGCUAUCAAGGCUGAUGAGAGAGAGCAGAAGGCUCGAGACUUCAUGAGGGCGGAGAUGCGCUUCCACCGGGCUGUGGAGGACCUCAAAACGAAGCAGCUGCAGAUACAAGACCACCAGAAGAAGCAUCAGGAGAUGCAGCAGAAACUGAAGGAGUUUGCCAAGCUGUAUGACGUCAUCAAGAAUGAGCGAAACAAGUGUGUGAACCUCAUCCAGACCAGCACCCAGAAGGCAGCUGAGAUGAAGGAGAAGAUCAAGAUCCUGCAAAAUGAGAUCGAGAUCCUCCGUACAGCAGUCAUGCAGAAGGACAGACAACUUCAGAAACAUCGCCUGAAGCACCGCGCAAGUCUUGAGCUGCGUGACAGCAUGCGGAAGGAGGUUGCUAAGCAACAGCGGGUGGAGGAGGCGAUGCGGGAGAAGCAAGAGCAGCAGAAGAUGGACAUCUCCAAACUGAACUUGAUGAUCAACCAGGCCGAGGAGCAGAUGGUGAGACUCCGGAAGCGAUACGAGAGAGCAGUGCAGCAUCGCAACGACAGGGGCAUUAAGCUGAUUGAGAGGAAUGAAGAAGUGUGCAUCUUCUAUGAGAAGGUUAACAUCCAAGAUCAGAUGGUUCGUAACGGAGAAGUGGAGCUCAAGGCGAGAGAGGAAGAGAUUAGGUUCCUCAAGAUGCAGCUGAAUGAGGAGAAACGAGGUCGUGAGGUCAUGAGGAAAAUGGAGCCAAACAAGCGUGCUUUUGAGCAGGAACUCGUCACACUGCAGAUCCAGCUGCAGCAGUGUCAGGACCGGAUGUUGGAGCUGGAGAAGGACCUGGAAAACCCUUACGAUGAGACCCGAGUCCGAUACCUGGAGGGUCACGACCCUACUCCGGCAGAGAUACAGACCAAAGUGGAGGAGCUUGAGAUGAGAUUAGCUGAGAAAGAAGAGCAGCUUCUGGAAAAAGACUUGAUCUUUGAACAGGUCAACCGACUAGCAGAUCGCAUCCGAGGGAAAGCUGAAGUCGGGAAACAGGACACCCUAGAUCUAGCCAAGAAGGUUAAUGAUGUGCAAGCAAGGAUCAAAGAAACAACACGGAAGAUGAUGGCGCUGGUGUCGGAGCUGUCUAUGAACCAGGCCAAUGCCAUGAAGCUACAGCAGGACCUGCGUGGCCGGGAGACGGAGCUGGAGCAGAGCUACAUGAGGAUGGAGAAGGGAGACCCACCAUCCGAGGAGUGUGAGAGGGAAUGGCUGCGAAUGGUCCGAGAUGAGAUGAGAAGGAUGCAGGACAAGGAUGACAUCAGAGCUGCCACAGAAGAGGAAGAGCAGUACAAGCUGGCUGGGGGCCUGUACACAACUGCCGAACCUCGCCCCAACGCCUACAUUCCUGAUGAUGAUAGUGAACUGCCAAUACCCCGACCAUAUGGCUCUCAUGCUCCGUUCAAACCAAAUGAAGCUGGCUCAACUAUGAGACAUAUCAGAAAACCUGUGCCCAAACCCAUUGAGAUCUAAACUUUGUUUCAUAUUUUCUCGAGUCGUGUGAGUGGAGGAAUGUAUGGUGCUGGAAAUAUGUGAAGCUAGUUAUGAAGUCGAAGGAUGCAUUUUAAAGGUCUCAAUACAGGCUUUUGUCAAGUAUUUUAUUGUAAUCAAUGAAUCAAUAUUGUGAUCUGAUUUUGGAAUGAGACGGUUUAAAGUGGUAUUUUUAUUUAAUUCUUAAUUGAAUCCUAGCACAUAGACAUAUGGUCAAAAGGAAAAGACCUUGAACAGUUUCAAGAACCUACUAUGAAGUAAUAAAAAUAAGGAAUUUUUGAACUAACCAAUCAAAAUAGGACAGUGUAUAUAUUUUAACAAUGGAUAGUUAUACAUGUUGUAAGAGAUAUACUCAACUACUCAUAUACCUGAACUGUUUAUCCACAUCUGACCAAAUAUAGGAUAAUAUAUCACUUCCUUCUUUAAAUUUUGCAGUUAUUUAUUUUAGUAAUCAUUGCUUCAGUAAACACAAUAGUUUCUGUACAUAUGUAGAAUAUUAGCUCCUCCUACUGUGAUGUAACACUGAAGUCCCUUCACACGUGUUCCACAAAACCAUUCUGUUGCUAUUUACAGAGCUAAGUACCUACCCUUGUAUCAACUUAGAAUGUCUUAGUUUGACCAUGGAUGCCAAACAUUUGUGAGUGUGCUUGUUUUAUAUCAAUUGUAAAAGUCACUAUUCUGGUGAUCUGAGGACUAGCUGUAUUGACAUUUGACACAAUCCAUAUUUAAAACCAAUAAAAGAUAAAUGCCAUUAUUACGUAUACUGGGUAACUGAAAAAGAAUUAAUUCUUUUAUCAUUGCUUGAGUAAAUAUAAGUUGUCAAAGAUAUGAAUGACGAUGGGACUACAACACCUUGUUGUAUGAUUUAUUACAGGCUUCAGCUGGAGAUCCUCUGAAGAAACAUUGACAGGCCACAACAUAAUGCACCUUCCUCCACUUCCCAUGCCAAAUUUGCCCAAGCUCAAUGUCACUGAUACACGUGAAUAGCCUGAAGAGAAUUUAAUUUUUAUCCCUUUUAUGAUCCAUUCCCUACCUUCACACAGUAUUAAGCAUGCAUACAUGGCUGGCUGCACUUGUACAGUUACAUGCCUGCUAGUGACAUGUACAACUGUUGUCAAUGUCAUGUACAUUUCAACCUUCCCUCCCUGCAUGUGCCUAUAACCUGUCAGCAUUCCCUUGUCAUUGCCUUCCCUUCAAUACCAAAACUGUUUGUAUAUCUAUUGUACAUGUCUGUGAUUGUAUUAUUGUUAACUUAUUUUGAAACAAAGCAAUUCAGUAUUGACAGUGAUGUUUGUUGAUUUAUCUAUUUUUCCAAAGCAAAAUGAUCCGAGUGUUGUUGAGCAGUUGAAUUAAUUUUUAUUGUAUUUAAACACCAGAUUUAUUUAUAUCACUUGAAUAUGACUGUGAAAUUACAAUAUAUGAAGUCAGUAUUUUCGCUUUUGAUUUGUACAGACUCUUCCAUUGCCACAGCAUGUCAAAUAUCAACACACAUUACAGAGUUAAAAAAUCAGAUAACAAAAUAUAUCUAUGUUCAUAAAGGAAGUCAUACAUACAUAAUAUUAAAUAAUGAAGAUAAGUGUCUGAUAUAAGGAUUUUAAUAAUAAAGGUUACGAUUGUAAAUAAAUAUUGUGGAAUAUG
Haliotis rufescens (red abalone) is the source of this 4650-nucleotide messenger RNA. RefSeq names its product coiled-coil domain-containing protein 146-like. The transcript is spliced from 21 exons. NCBI's taxonomy places the organism in Eukaryota, Metazoa, Mollusca, Gastropoda, Lepetellida, Haliotidae. Gene Ontology annotation, cellular component: cytoskeleton. Bases 115 to 2994 code for a protein of 959 amino acids. The record is from RefSeq and is a predicted model, not a curated record.